Clavispora lusitaniae ATCC 42720 is the source of this 3339-nucleotide messenger RNA. RefSeq names its product ssDNA endodeoxyribonuclease (gene RAD1). Gene Ontology annotation, biological process: nucleotide-excision repair involved in interstrand cross-link repair; double-strand break repair via homologous recombination; double-strand break repair via single-strand annealing, removal of nonhomologous ends. The record is from RefSeq and is a predicted model, not a curated record. Gene Ontology annotation, molecular function: single-stranded DNA endonuclease activity; single-stranded DNA binding; damaged DNA binding. Gene Ontology annotation, cellular component: nucleotide-excision repair factor 1 complex. Lineage: Eukaryota; Fungi; Ascomycota; Pichiomycetes; Serinales; Metschnikowiaceae.
AUGUCGCUUUUUGUUUCCGAUGACGAAGACUACCUUGACGAGCCCAUGGGCUCUCCUGUCCAGGAUGAAAACCACGAAGCGAGUCCGAUGAAAAACGGCAAAGAAGCAAGUCCAAUGGAAAGUUUAGCCGCAAGAAACGUUCCUGAUAACAAUUCCAAUAACAUCGAGGCCAACCCAGUGAUAAAUCCUACAAUCUCGACUGCUCCUCCAAAUGCCACGCUAAACUUGCAUGCUGAAGCAAGAAGAGGCUCGCUGAACGAGAUCCCCGUCGUGUUUCGGGACGACGCUCGGCCCAUCAUCACGCCACAUGCCCUGUGCUCGAGCCUAGUGCUCCAGUUCCACCGUGAGAUUGCCGAAACGCUUCUCUCGAAAGAUGGAUUACUAGUCAUGGGCCAUGGGAUGGGCCACGACCAGGUGAUUGCCAAUGUUUUGCAUGCUCUAUCGUUUCGCGUGGGCAACAAGAGCCCAUUGGUGAUGGUGUUGAAUGCGAGGGAAGACGAGCUUGUGGCGCUCAACGAGGUGUUGACCGAGCUUCUGUGGAUGGAGGAGAUGGAAAGCGAGAGGAAAAGAGAAAGCGAACAAAAGAGUGGAGUUAAACAUGGAAGCGAACAAAAUGAUGGAAGCGAACAAGGAAGAGAGAAUGAUGACAUACAAAAAGACUCGGACAUGCAAAAAGACUCGGACAUUCAAAAAGACACGGAUAUGCAAAACGACACGGACAUUAACGACACAGAGGCCGAUUUCGCCAACUUCUGCCUCAAAACAGGCGACAUGACCACGCCAGCGAAAAGACGGCGCAUGUAUGCGUCUGGUGGACUAUUGGCGGUGCCGGCCAGAACAUUAUCGGUCGAUUUGCUUGCUGGAGUGGUGUCUCCCGCGGCCAUCACUGGCUUGGUGAUUUUGCACGCGGAAAGAGUGAAAGAAACACUGGCAGAGGCGCUUGUGGUCAGCUUGUACCGCGAUGGAAACGCAUGGGGCUUUGUCAAAGCGAUUCUGGACUCGCCCGAAGCGUUUACGGGCUUCACACCUCUCGCUCUGAGACUCAAAGUGCUCCGGCUUCUGAACGUCUUCCUCUGGCCUCGAUUUCAUGUGGCGGUGACGCUGCUGCUCCAGAAACACAAGGGCCAGAAGAAGAGCCAAACACUCCAUGUCACAGAGAUAAAUGUUCGCCUCACCAGACGCAUGGCCCAGAUUCAGGGCGCCGUCCUUGCCUGUAUUGAGGCGUGUCUUGGGGAGUUGAGAAGACACAAUCCGUCUCUCGAUACCGAGUAUUGGAAUGUGGAUAAUGUUCACGACGAAGGGUUUUCGCAAAGGGUCCGUCGCCUGCUUGAGCCGCAUUGGCACCGUCUUCUGUGGACCCUGAAGCAGUUGGUGCACGACGUGGCUACGUUGGCAGACUUGCUUGCAGCGUUGCUCGUUGAUGAUUCGGUGGCUUUCUAUCAGAGAGUACAGAGCUUGGUGGAAGGCGCAAGCGGAAAAAGUGCCAGUCCGUGGUUGAUGAUGGAUGAAGCUCCGGCGAUCGUGACGUAUGCGAGAGAAAGGGCACUUGGCGAUAGCGAGGUGAGAAGAAGAAAUUUACACGGAAACGAAAGAAAUCAAACUACAGGUGUAAAUGCAGACGAAUCGCCGGCUGCUACAGAGUUUCUGCCUCCCCGGUCUUCGCCUAUGUUGGAGGAGCUUCCGAAAUGGGCUCAAUUGUCUGCGGUCAUUGAAGACAUUGCACAUGAGCGGUCUCUUUCUCACACGGAAGGUGCUAUUCUUGUCAUGUGUGCCUCUGGCCGCACGGCACAGCAGCUUUCCCAUCUUCUCUCGUCGGCCAAGAGAGGCAACGGCCAAUAUCUGUUCAGACCGUAUAUGGCAAGCCGCCUCCGUGAAUAUGUGCUGUGGAAGCUGUUGACAGCAAAAACAGCGGCACUAGCGGCGGAAUUUGCUGAGCCUGAAGUUGAGCAAGUUCAAGUAUCAAAAACUUUUGCUCGGACAGGCCCUGUCAGCAAGAGGAGAAGAACCAGGGGUGAUGCGGCCGUGGCACGAGUGGAGCUGCUCCGAGGAGGGAAAAUCCAGGCAGCUCCAGAUGUGGAUCCAGAGACUUUACGAGCUGUGGAACAAGAGGUGAAAGAAGAGGGCGAGAACCAAGAAGAAACAGAAAACUUGGAAGAGACCGAGACUCUGCCUGCGGGACCAACUUCCAUUUUCGUCAGUGAUGAGAGUGACGAAGAGCAGCCGUAUCCUAGCCGGUUCAAUUCCUUCUCCCACAUCAGUCUGUCUGCUCAAAUUGUCAUUGCGGCGUACUCAGACCGUGAAGAGCUUCUUCAAGAGAUCUCACCUGCCUAUAUCAUCAUGUACGAGCCGGAUCUUUCGUUCAUCCGCCGUGUUGAAAUCUUCCAGGCUUUGUCUCGUCCAGCCAAGGUCUUCUUCAUGUACUACGGUACUUCUGUCGAAGAACAGCGGCAUCUCGUGCGAAUUCGCAAAGAAAAACAGGCUUUUACGAAACUCAUCAAAGAAAAGGCUACCUUGGGUAAACACUUUGCCUCUGAUGCCGACAACUGGAAAUUUCGGAUCAAAAAGACACAGGUGGCUAACACACGGAUUGCUGGCGGCGCGACUUUCCGGACAGAAAACGAUGAGAUGCGUGUAAUUGUCGACACUCGAGAAUUCCGCUCGUCGCUUCCAAAUUUGCUCUAUCGGGUGGGGAUCCAAGUGGUUCCAUGCAUGCUUACUGUUGGAGAUUAUGUAUUAUCACCUAAACUCUGUGUCGAAAGAAAGGCGAUUCCGGAUUUAAUUUCGAGUUUCAAAAGUGGACGCUUGUACCAACAAUGUGAGCAAAUGUUUCGUCAUUACGAAUCACCAGUGCUACUUAUUGAGUUUGACGAGAAUAAAUCGUUUUCUCUAGAGCCGUUCGCAGAGUUCAAACCUCCGACCAGCCGUGCCACCAACCCACUUUCUGCCAAAAUACUGAAACAAGAGAUCCAGCUGAAAAUUACAGAGUUGCUUGUUUCAUUUCCUCGCCUUAAGAUCCUCUGGUCCUCGUCGCCUUACGAAUCUGCUCAGAUUUUUCUUGAGCUAAAGGCUUCACAGCAUGAGCCUGAUGUAGAAGAAGCACUUUCUAAAGGCGUCAAUCCAUCUAUUACCACAAGCGACGGGCCACCAAUGAUAAAUGACGAUGUAGUGGAUAUCUUACAAAGCAUUCCUGGAAUUAACACCGUCAACUACGUUAAAAUCAUUCAGAAGGUAAGCAACAUGGCAGAGUUAGUGUGCCUUUCUCGAGAAAAAUUCGUUGAACUUUUAGGCGAAGAGAACGGAAACAAAGCAUAUAACUUUAUCAACCACGAAGUCUCUUGA